Messenger RNA from Rhinichthys klamathensis goyatoka, 2514 nucleotides. Its product is annotated as soluble guanylate cyclase 88E-like. The record is from RefSeq and is a predicted model, not a curated record. Gene Ontology annotation, cellular component: guanylate cyclase complex, soluble. Gene Ontology annotation, molecular function: heme binding; oxygen sensor activity; guanylate cyclase activity. Gene Ontology annotation, biological process: response to oxygen levels; nitric oxide-cGMP-mediated signaling; cGMP biosynthetic process. Lineage: Eukaryota; Metazoa; Chordata; Actinopteri; Cypriniformes; Leuciscidae.
GAGCUCUCUGCAGACUGAUCAUAUUUUUAGCAGCAAACUGGAGGUUCCAAACCCCCUGAAGAUGUAUGGCCUGUAUUUGGAAGCGGUGAAUGACUACAUAAAUGAAUCAUAUGGAGAGGACGUAUGGAGGCUAAUCGAGGCCAGAGCGGAGAUCCCGCACCUCAAAUUUGUUCGCCACCAGAUGUACAACGAUAAUCUGAUCCUAAGAUUGGCAAAGGCAGCUGGUGAGGUUUUAGGAAAAACUCACGAUGAGCUGAUGUACGCUUUCGGUGUCUACAUGGUCAAGCGGAUAGGAAACUAUGGCUAUGAGAGGAUCUUAAAGGUACUGGGGCGCAAUGUACGAGAUUUCAUCAAUGAGCUGGAUAACCUACAUGAGUACUUCCGUUUCUCCUUCCCAAAAGUCCAGCCUCCUAGUUUCUGUGUAGAGGAAGAAUGUGAGACCAGUCUUACCCUGCACUACCGUUCAACAAGGAAAGGAUUCACACAGUUUGUAAAAGGGCAGCUGUCUCAGGUGGGUCGACAGUUUUACAACACAGACAUUGAGGUGGAGAUUCUGUCCAAAGAGGAAACAGAGAAAAUGACAUAUGUGGUGUACAAGAUGAAUUUUGACAACGCUGCGUUUAAGCACCGCAUGCCCCAGCAGAAAACAGCUCCAGGCUAUGAGAAACUGCCCAUGAAGAGAGGAAUCUUUUUUGACAUGUUCCCCUUCAGCGUAAUAUUCCGCAGGGACAUGACCAUGUAUCGGAUGCAGGUGUUUUCUGAUCUGCAGGGUAAAAAGGUCGAUGAGGAGUUUACCCUGGUGCGUUGUACCAUGCUGGAAUUCAGCUGGGAUAAUAUCUACACCCACCUCAACAAUGUGUUUGAACUGCUGUCUAAGGCUGUGGUGGAGAGCAAACAGAAGGUCAACAUCCCUAAACUCAACAAAGAAGAACCAGAGGAGAAAGAGGAGAGUGAAAAACCUAAAAAAGAAGAGCGAGAUAUUAAAGUGAUGGAGGAAAUGAAGGGGACAGAUCAGGAAUACAGCGGCACUCUGACUCAGUACAGCAGCUCGCGUAAUUCUGGAGGAGAGGACAUCGAGCUGCUGGCUUUUCAGACUGUCACCGGUGAGUGCAGUGAAACAAUAUUUGAAGACAUGCGGGAGCCCCCUAAAAAGCCUCUCCAUCUCAAGGGCCAGAUGAAGUACGUCCCUCAGUGGGACUCCCUCAUCUUUCUAGGAACUCCCAUUAUUGAGACAGUGGAGGAUAUGAUAAAAAUGGGUGUUUACGUCAAUGAUUUAAACCUGCACGACUCAAGCAGAGAGCUCAUCCUGGCUGGAACACAGCAAUCAGCAGAGCUGCAACUGGCACUUGACCAGGAGCAGCAGAAAUAUGCACAGCUGCAGGAGAUCAUUAAAAAACUGGACGAGGAGAAGAAGAGAGGAGACUCCCUGCUGUAUGCCAUGAUACCCAAAGCAGUGGCGGACAGACUGCGCAAGGGAAUCACAGCCCUGGAGACAUGUCAGGUGUUCCCAGACGUGACCAUCCUGUUCAGCGAUGUGGUGAAGUUUAAUGAGAUCUGUAUCCACAUCAGCCCCAUGCAGGUGGUGGACAUGCUAAACGAGAUCUACAUCGUUUUUGACACACUCAGCGAGAAGCACAAUGUUUAUAAGGUGGAGACCAUUAGGGAUGCCUACAUGGUGGUGGCAGGUGUGCCCAAUAAAACCACAUUUCAUGCCCACCACAUCUGUGACAUGGCUCUAGAUAUGUUGAGCUCCAUUGAUCACCUAAAAGGCCCCUCCACCGGGGACAACAUCCAGAUCCGUGUUGGUAGGGAAUACAGUUAAUUAAACAGCUAAUUUUACUCUCUCUCUCUCUUUCUGUGCGGCUAGGGCAUGCAAAUUCACAUCAGUCAAACCACCAAAGACCAUCUGGAGCAUGAGCCAUACAUCAUUGAGGAACGUGGAAAGAUUUUUGUUAAGGGUAAAGGUUAUAUGAAGACAUAUUGGCUGAAGGGAAAGCAAGAUCUGUCAUUUAAGCUCAGAUACAGCAAUGAGCAGAAGGACUCAGAGGACAGAAGCUCAAAUGGGUCCACUUGCACCAACAGCAAACAUUCCCCAUCAAACCUGAACACCCCCAAUGAGGAGCAGGCUGAGGGCAAGCCCACUCCCACUGACCUGCCCCCUGACGCCCUACCAGCACUAGAGGGCGCUCCAGACCCAAACACAUUCACCAAUGAGUCCCAGCAGGACAAAGAAAAGGUUAAAAAGACAAAUAACAAAGAAGGGAAGGUAGAAAAUGCGCGAAAGCACUCGCCUGCUGGCGGCCAGGAGAAUGCAGCUACAGAGCUUAACAACAAAAAGCACAGUUUCAGAAGCCAGUACUCGCGAUUACCAGUGAACCUCCCCAUGCGAAGCACAGCCUGCAAUUUGCUGUAAAUAUCCAGGGGGAGAUUUAUCAAAUAGUACUUAUUAUAUCAGUAAAUCUUUCCAGCUUGAAUUUUAAAAGUAAAUUUUGGGAAUAAAUCUGGUGAAUAAUG